AUGAGCAGCACUCAGGAGCUUAGUACGGCUUGUGCAGAACAGACCAAGGAAGUUGUUUCUAGGAAGUCUUCUGCCUUAUUGGAGUCUUUUAGCAUCUCCUUUGAGAUCCUUGCUGGAGAAAGCAUUCUUGAAUUUGUGGAAAAACCUUGUCCACUGGCAACACCCCAGGGAGACAAAGCAAUAUUCUGCGCUAAACUUAAAAGUAAACCAAAGCCUAAUGUGACAUGGAAAAGAGAGAAUGAUACAGAUAACUACAAGUGUGUAGUGUCCAAUACCCACACUGAUGCCAUCUACACUGUAUCCUUGAUCAUGACUAAAGAACUGAAACCACUGAAAGUGACUGAAAGACGGACAGCGGUGUUUGAAAUCUGCCUGCCAAUGCAAAACUUCACCUAGAAGUUCAAUGGGAAAGAGUUGAAGUGGGAUGGUAAGUAUGAAAUCAUGACAACUGAUGAUGGAUUGGCCCACAGUAUGAAAAUUAAGGAUGUUCUGCCCAGUGACUUUAAAGAAUGCAGUAUUGAGACUGGAGAUCUAGUGCAGAACUCUGCACUCUUCAUUGACCAUACGGGAUCUGGGAUCCCAGGCGAUCUCAAGAACACCCAAGUGAUAAAGAAGGGAAAAGCCUGCCUGGAGUGUGUGCUGACUUCUGAAGAUGUCACCCUGAAGGGGAUGUAGAAUGGACGAGUGAUUGAGAUCACCUCAGCACAUCAGGAAGCAGAAGGGAAGAGAGCAGAGCUUAUCAUUAAUGCUGCUGAGCUGAGUGACUCAGGAGAUCGUAAGCUAUGCAAGACAGUGACCCUAAUGAGCAGUACAGCAGUGCCAUACGUGUGUGACGUUCAUGCUCUAACUGGGGAUCCUGCUGAGCUCUGUAUGGUCCUGAAUGACGCGAAGGUGGAAGGAAUAUGGCUCAAAUCUUCUUGUCGGAUUACAGAGAUGAAAAGGAUCUGGAUAGGGAAGCAGCGAGCCAUCCACAAACUCAUCAUUGGCAGAAUGGGAGAAGAGCAUGAAGGGAGGUACACAUUCAGAGCUAAGGGCGCAGAGAGUGGAGCGACAGUUGCCAUUGGAGAUUCUCCUGUUAUUGAAGAAUCUGUCCUUGAGCUUUUUGCUGCACACAGCAUUAGUGCGAAGACUAAGCAUACAGCAAGCAUCAAGGUGCCUUUCAAGGCAAAGCCACUGCCCAAAGUCACACGGUUCAAUGAUGGUAUUGAGGUGACAGAGGAAGGGAAAGUGGUGAUGGCGAAAGCCAGUGACUGCGUUACAAUCAAAACCGUGAGAAAAGACAGUGGAGCCAUUAUGCUGAAUCUGAAACACGACUGUGGCUCGGCUUCUGACAAUCCUUACCUCAACUUUGUUAACAAACCAAAACCCCCACCAGGGAAAGCAGAGUUCCUGCAACACAUGGGGAAGUGUAAAAUGAGAUGGAAAGCACCCAAAGGCAAUGGAGGAAAGCAGGUGACUCACUUUGUUAUCAAGAGGAGGAUGGCUGGAAAAAAAUCGUGGAUCAAAGUAGGGGUGGUGGAGAGCAACUACACCACAUUUGCUACAGAGAAGGUGGAGGAAGGGAGAGCCUACUAAUUCAGAAUAUGUGCCAUCAACUCUGAGGGCCUCAUCAAGCCCCUGGAAAUGGAAGAAAUUUUUGCUGGAGAACCUAUUAAGCCUCUGAGACUGGUGUCUCAGCCUCAAGUUGUAGAUGUCAGGAAAGAAGAUGUCACCAUCACCUGGAACUUCCCAGCCCAGUGCAAGGUUACAUCAUAGAAAAAAAGGAAGAAAGGCAGCAAUCUUUGUGUCCCAAUCACCAAGGAGCUAGUCCAAGGUACCGGGUUCAAAGUGGAUGGUUUUCUGGAGGAUACAGAUGAGUUCUGUGUGAUAGCUAUGAAUCGUGCAGGCCCUGGCUUUCUCAGCAUGCCCUCAACCUCCGUGGCAAGGGAUCCCAUCAAGCCUCCAGGACUGCUGAAGGUGGUGGAUUUUUCCAACUCCAGCAUCUUAGCCUGGCAGCAGCCAGAUCAGGGAGGCGUGCUGUCAGGAUACAUACUAGAGAUGUGAGCUGAGGACACCAAGAAAUGGACAAAAUGCACCAAGAUCCCUCUCUCUAGUACCACUUACACUGUAGGAGGCCUGCAGGAAAGCAAAUACUACUUCUGAACCUGAACUGUAAAUGAAGCUGGUGUUGGAGAAGCAGCGGAGUUACAGGAAGGAAUUCUAGCAAUGCCACCUUCAGUUUCCACUUUGGAACUACACAACCAGUCUGUGCAGCAUGGCGUUGUUACCACAUCUCCAAAUAGAGAAACACCAAAAAAUCCCAGAGAGACUGCAGGCUCCAGACAAAUUUGUCUGGUGUGGAAUGGCAACGUACAGUACAGUACUGAAGAGUUUGACCUGACUGUGAGGCUGAAGAGCCACAUGGUGGUUUGUGCUGGGACAGCACCAUACAUUCAUACAUCUUUCCCUGUGAGAUUCUGUGUUGUGUCCUCCAAGCCAGCUCUAUGCACUGGCUGCAGUGACACUGGGGACACUGAACCUCUGGAUUCACAGGAGCAGUGGCACGUCUCCAAAGACAGAGGGUGUUUUGACUUCAAGAUGGAGUAUCCCAGGAAGGACUGUGCUUCCCAUUUCAUCACCCGACUGAAGAACCACAGCAUGAGUCAUGGCAACAACUGCCCUGUGAGUUGUGCUUUCAUCAGCAAACCCCACCCAACAGUGACCCUGUACAAGGGCAAUAUUAGCAUCAUGUCCAAGUCUAAUUUGUGGUUCAACUCAACAAGCAGCAUCUGUCUGCUUAUGAUCCCUACAGCUUGCAGCUGCAAGCUGAUCGUCUGUGAGAAAGGCCCUCGUGCCUGUUGGUGUUCUCUUAAAGGGAACAAGAGAGAGACGCUGCCAGGCACAGCUUGA
Messenger RNA from Gavia stellata (red-throated loon), 2889 nucleotides. It is a transcript of the gene IGSF22, whose product is annotated as immunoglobulin superfamily member 22. Lineage: Eukaryota; Metazoa; Chordata; Aves; Gaviiformes; Gaviidae. The record is from RefSeq and is a predicted model, not a curated record. Gene Ontology annotation, molecular function: protein binding.